Molecule: messenger RNA, 1700 nt
Organism: Mizuhopecten yessoensis (Yesso scallop)
Lineage: Eukaryota; Metazoa; Mollusca; Bivalvia; Pectinida; Pectinidae
Product: band 7 protein AGAP004871-like
Exons: 8
Coding region: 527-1393 (288 amino acids)
Cellular component (GO): plasma membrane
Source: RefSeq, a predicted model, not a curated record
UGCAUGAUGUUGGUAUUGUGUACUUGUAGCUGAUGUACAGCUUCCAAGUCUUCAGUACCAACUGGUAAUGACUGUGCACGGACAGAACCUAACCUACAGCUCAUAAAAAGGAUUUCUCUUUUAAUUCUGCUGCGUGACAAUCUUAAGUUUUAUCAGCAGCCAAUAUUCCAUAACUGUAUGAGAGCACUUUGUAGAGGCCUCCUGGUUCGGAAAGCUGGUGAACUAUUGUCUUACACUGUGAGCAAGGGUAUAGGUGUAGUUUUCCAAUACAGCUACGGAAUUCAUUGUUGAAAGCUGGUAUUUAUUUUCUCUGACAUUGGAGUGGAUACAGCUAUAGCAGAGCAGCAUCCAAACAACCCCCUUAUAAAUAGUUACAUUGAUUGUCUAUAUGGAGUAAGUGUACACAUCCUGAUACAUAUCAGUGUGUUGCUGUGAUGGUCAGUUCCAUUGAUGACCAGAGCAGACUGUGAAACAGAGGCUGUAGCAGAGAGGUCAGAUCAUAAGUUCAUUGUGUGAUAACACUGCCAUGGAGAGACCGUAUCAUAACAGUACAGCUGCUCACCAUGUUGAUCCACAACAUGCACGCAUCAUCGGAGGUAUAGGUGAGGCAACUGGAAGCCUGGGCUGCUGUGGCUGGAUACUCACUAUUCUUUCCAUCCUUGUUGUCAUGCUCACAAUGCCCUUUUCUGUCUUCUUCUGUCUUAAGGUCGUACAAGAGUUUGAAAGGGCAGUAAUAUUCCGGUUGGGCCGACUGUUAUCUGGAGGAGCUAAGGGGCCAGGUAUAUUUUUUGUACUUCCAUGCAUUGAGAGCUACACAAAGGUUGAUCUCAGAACAGUAUCAUUUGAUGUUCCCCCUCAGGAGAUUUUAACCAAAGACUCAGUGACUGUAUCAGUGGAUGCUGUUGUGUACUAUCGUGUCUCCAACCCAACAGUUUCAGUCGCCAAUGUGGAGAACGCCCACCAUGCCACGCGGCUCCUCGCACAGACCACGCUAAGAAACAUACUUGGCACAAAAAACAUGUCUGAAAUCCUAACUGAGAGAGAAACUAUCAGCAAUGCCAUGCAGGCUGUGUUAGAUGGUGCAACAGACAGGUGGGGAAUCAAGGUGGAACGGGUGGAAAUCAAAGAUGUCCGCCUCCCCAUACAGUUACAAAGAGCUAUGGCUGCUGAGGCAGAGGCAGCUAGAGAGGCUAGGGCAAAGGUGUUGGCUGCUGAAGGAGAGUACCGGGCAGCGGGAGCCCUGAAGGAGGCUGCCGAGAUCAUCAGCCAGAGUCCGGCUGCCCUACAGCUACGCUACCUACAGACACUCAACUCUAUAUCAGCUGAGAAGAAUUCUACCAUUAUCUUCCCUCUUCCUAUCGACUUGAUUGAUUCAUUCAUGAGACGGAAAUAAAACUUUGAUACAAAAUCCACCAGUAAAGUGUUAGUGAGGACAGGAAUAGAUGACAGUUGAUUAGGAUUCGGUAGACCUGGAGAGUUUUAGGAGACUACAUUAUGAUUCCCUAGACCUGGAGAGUUUUAGGAGACUACAUUAUGAUUCGGUAGACCUGGAGAGUUUAAGGUGACUACAUUGUGAGUGACUUGACCUCUAGAUCUUAUUUCAUGAUGACAGUAUUGAGCAAGUAAUUAUAUUAUUAAAAUCUAUUAUAAUAUUACUUGUACAAGUUAUAAACUAUUUUAUUUAAUAUGUAUUUUUACUU